Molecule: messenger RNA, 4834 nt
Organism: Ochotona curzoniae (black-lipped pika)
Lineage: Eukaryota; Metazoa; Chordata; Mammalia; Lagomorpha; Ochotonidae
Gene: UBA6
Product: ubiquitin like modifier activating enzyme 6
Exons: 33
Coding region: 47-3202 (1051 amino acids)
Biological process (GO): protein sumoylation
Cellular component (GO): cytoplasm; SUMO activating enzyme complex
Molecular function (GO): SUMO activating enzyme activity
Source: RefSeq, a predicted model, not a curated record
CUCCUGUCUUCUCGAAGCCGGUGGCGGCGCGGCGUCUGAGGCGGCGAUGGAGUCGGAGCCGGUGGCGGUACCUCGGGGGGAAGCGGCGUCCUGUUCGUCCUGGGGGGCUGGCAGUACAAGUAAAAAUUCGUCAGUUAUGUCAGCCGAACCCGUGGAGAUUGAUGAUGCGUUAUAUAGUCGACAGAGGUAUGUUCUCGGAGACACAGCAAUGCAGAAGAUGGCAAAGUCUCAUGUUUUCUUAAGUGGAAUGGGUGGUCUCGGUUUGGAAAUUGCAAAGAAUCUUGUUCUUGCAGGGAUUAAGGCACUUACAAUUCAUGAUACAGAGAAAUGCAAGGCAUGGGAUCUAGGAACCAACUUCUUUCUCUGCGAAGAUGAUGUUGUUAAUAUGAGAAACAGGGCAGAAGCUGUACUUCCACACAUUGCAGAACUAAAUCCAUAUGUGCAUGUCACGUCAUCUUCUGUUCCGUUCAGUGAAACCACAGAUCUUUCAUUUUUAGAUAAAUACCAGUGUGUAGUACUGACUGAGGUGAAACUCCCAUUACAGAAGAAGAUCAAUGAUUUUUGCCAUUCUCACUGCCCUCCAAUUAAGUUCAUCAGUGCAGAUAUACAUGGAAUUUGGUCACGAUUGUUUUGUGAUUUUGGUGAUGAAUUUGAAGUUUCAGAUACAACAGGAGAAGAACCAAAAGAAAUUUUCAUUUCAAACAUAACGCAAGCUAAUCCUGGCAUUGUCACUUGCCUUGAAAAUCGUCCUCACAAACUUGAGACAGGACAGUUCCUAACAUUUCGAGAAAUUAAUGGAAUGACAGGUUUAAAUGGCUCGUUACAACAAAUAACUGUGGUAUCACCAUUUUCUUUUAGCAUUUGUGAUACUACAGAGCUGGAACCAUAUUUACAUGGAGGCAUAGCUGUUCAAGUUAAGACUCCUAAAAUAUUUUGCUUUGAACCCUUGGAGAGGCAGAUAAAGCGUCCAAAAUGCCUCCUUGUGGACUUUAGCAAACCCGAGGCACCUUUACAGAUUCAUGCAGCCAUGCUUGCCUUGGACCAGUUUCAGGAGAACUAUGGUCGCAAGCCAAAUACUGGAUGCCAGCAAGAUUCAGAAGAGCUGUUGAAAUUAGCAGAAUCCAUAAGUGAAACCUUAGAAGAAAAGCCGGACAUAGAUACUGACAUUGUCCAUUGGCUCUCUUGGACGGCUCGAGGUUUCUUGUCCCCGCUUGCUGCAGCUGUGGGAGGUGUUGCCAGCCAAGAAGUUUUAAAAGCUGUGACAGGGAAGUUUUCUCCGUUGUGCCAGUGGUUAUAUCUCGAGGCAGCAGAUGUUGUCGAAUCCCUAGGCCGACCUGAAUGUGAAGAAUUUCUCCCACGAGGUGAUAGGUAUGAUGCCUUAAGAGCGUGCAUUGGUGACACUUUAUGCCAGAAGCUACAAAGUUUGAAUAUCUUCUUAGUGGGAUGUGGAGCCAUAGGCUGUGAAAUGUUAAAAAAUUUUGCUUUACUUGGUGUUGGCACAAGCAGAGAGAAAGGAAUGAUCACAGUUACAGACCCUGACUUGAUAGAAAAGUCCAACUUAAAUAGACAAUUCCUCUUUCGUCCUCAUCACAUACAGAAACCUAAAAGUUAUACUGCUGCUAAUGCUACUCUGAAAAUAAAUCCUCAAUUAAAAAUAGAUGCACACCUGAACAAAGUAUGUCCGGCCACUGAAACCAUUUACAAUGACGAAUUCUAUACUAACCAAGAUAUAAUUAUUACAGCGUUAGAUAAUGUGGAAGCCAGGAGAUACGUAGACAGCCGUUGCUUAGCAAACCUACGGCCUCUCUUAGAUUCCGGAACAAUGGGCACAAAGGGACACACAGAAGUUAUUGUACCUCAUUUGACUGAGUCCUACAAUAGUCACCGGGAUCCCCCAGAGGAGGAAAUACCGUUUUGUACUCUGAAAUCCUUUCCGGCUGCUAUUGAACAUACUAUACAGUGGGCAAGAGAUAAGUUUGAGAGUUCCUUUUCCCAUAAGCCAUCAUUGUUUAACAAAUUUUGGCAAGCCUAUUCAUCUGCAGAAGAAGUCUUACAGAAAAUACAAAAUGGACACAGUUUAGAAGGCUGUUUUCAAGUCAUUAAGUUACUUAGCAGAAGACCAAGAAAUUGGUCCCAGUGUGUAGAAUUAGCAAGAUUAAAAUUUGAAAAGUAUUUUAACCAUAAGGCUCUUCAGCUUCUUCACUGUUUUCCUCUAGACACAAGAUUAAAAGAUGGCAGUUUGUUUUGGCAGUCACCAAAGAGGCCACCUUCUCCAAUAAAAUUUGAUAUAAAUGAACCUUUGCACUUCAGUUUCCUUCAGAAUGCUGCAAAACUUUAUGCUACAGUAUAUUGCAUUCCAUUUACAGAAGAGGAUUUAUCAGCAAAUACCAUCCUGAAUAUUCUUGCAGAAGUAAAGAUUCAGGAGUUCAAACCUUCCAAUAAGGUUGUUCAGACAGAUGAAUCAGCAAGGAAACCAGAAAAUGUUCCUGUUAGCAGUGAAGAUGAGAGAAAUGCUGUUUUUCAACUGCAAAAGGCUAUUUCAUCCAAUGAAGCUACCAAAAGUGACCUUCAGAUGACAGUGCUUUCAUUUGAAAAGGAUGAUGAUAGUAAUGGACACGUAGAUUUCAUCACAGCUGCCUCCAAUCUCCGUGCCAAAAUGUAUAACAUUGAACCAGCUGACCGUUUCAAAACUAAGCGCAUAGCUGGGAAAAUUAUACCUGCCAUAGCAACUUCUACUGCAGCAGUUUCUGGCUUGGUUACCUUGGAGAUGAUCAAAGUGGCUGGUGGCUAUCCAUUUGAUGCUUACAAAAAUUGUUUUCUAAAUCUAGCCAUUCCAAUUCUAGUGUUUACAGAGACAUCUGAAGUGAGGAAAACUGAAAUCAGAAAUGGGAUAUCAUUUACAAUUUGGGACAGAUGGACUGUGCAUGGAAAAGAAGAUUUUACUCUAUUGGAUUUCAUAAACGCAGUCAAAGAGAAGUAUGGCAUUGAACCAACUAUGGUGGUUCAGGGAGUCAAAAUGCUUUAUGUUCCUGUUAUGCCCGGUCACGCAAAAAGAUUGAAAUUAACAAUGCAUAAACUUGUGAAACCAUCUACUGAGAAGAAAUAUGUGGAUCUUACAGUGUCAUUUGCCCCAGACACUGAUGGAGAUGAAGAUUUGCCAGGACCUCCAGUAAGAUACUACUUCGGUCAUGACACUGAUUAAUAAUUGUCUUAAAGUUAUUCCUGGACUACUUGAUUUUGGAGACAAUGUGUUUAAUUCAGAAACUCACAACAAAACAGUUAGCUCUGAUGCUAUGGAUUUCUUUUUCAUGAAGCCUUAAUUCAAGGGGAACAUCAAUAGGAAGCUGUUAUAAAGAACUGGUUAAACAUUUUGGAGCAUUAAUGGACACUUUACUGAUGCCUCACAAAUGACUGUGAUCACAAGCAACUCUGAACUGGAAUACCACUUUUUUAAUGAUUACAAGCAACUUUGUAUUAUAACUUCUACAGAUGAAAAGAAGGAAAAAAUAUUUAUUUAUGACCAGAAGUGAUAAGGAUCAAGAAGUUGAAAGUAAUGUAUGCAACCAUCCAAAAAGUCUCACUGUAUGAAUUUCUUUUUUGUUCAUGUUUCAUACCCAUUUUUCUAACCUAAUAGUGUGGUACCCUGUGCCUCUCAUCCAGUUAAGCUUCGAGUGCUUAAUAGUGGUCAGAAGAGAAGUGGUCAGUGAGAGUUGACAUUUAAAAUUGUAUUUACGGUUUUCUGUCCUGUUACCUCUGCUAAUUUAAUGGGAGUUGGUAGUGUCACUAUCUCCAAGAAAUCAAAAAUUUUUUGUUGCAAGCAGCAGAGUAAUGAGCUUGCAAUUGGUCAAAUGACACACAUUAAUUUGGACUAAACAUUAACAGUAUUAUACAGACUGAACAGCCCUCCUAAAGAAUCCAUUACUGUGAGUAGAUGACCAUGGCUAAUCGUGUGGUUCUACAUGCCUUCUAAUGUGGCAGCUUUAUUUAUUUGGAACCUUAAACCUAAGCCUGAGUGUCAUACCUGGUAAGAUUCUAAGAAGUUUUAUAAAUGGAAUAUCCUUAGAAACAGAUGAAAAAUUGAAACUAAAAACUCAUUGCAAAAUCUGGUAGAGUAAUUUUUUUUUCCAGCAGCCUAAUGGACAGAAAAGGCUGAUUUAAUAAUUUCAUUCUAAGGAGAGCAUGUUAUUUUAUUCCCCAUUCCCAGAAAGGGAGUUUACAAAGAUUACAAUUUAUUUUGUAGGUCUUCACUGAGAGUCUUCUGAUAUAAGUUAUUGCACAUGUUCAUGAAAGUGCAUUUGUUAAAAAUUUAUCUAAAGAAUAUAUAACAGUAUAAGCUCAGUGAAGACAAGUGUGAUUCUUUUGUUAAUAAGUCUGUCGUGCAUUCUAAAGUAGUUUACAUUUUAUACCCUCAGGGAGUCAUUUCCCUCUUUCUCCUACAUUGUUCACACUGUAUUUAGAUUAUUUGAUUAAAAAAUAUUCAUAUCACUGUUAGUCCAGUUUGGUGUCUUUUUAUACUGUAUGCUUUCCAUCUAAAAAUAGUUUAAACAAAUUGUUUUUGAUUUAUCAUCCAGUAGGGAAAAUACACUUGGGAGGGAAGGGUGAAUUUAUAUAAUUAAAAGGUGUUCUAUGUUUAGCAUGUGUGUGGGAAAUCAGCCAUUAGUUUGGGUUCACAAUAUUCUACCCUCUACUAUUGUGCAUAUCUCAAGUUGGUAAUUUAAGUUACAUUAAAUUGAAGCCAGGAAUAUCAAGGCUAUUUACCUUAGAACUUUAAAGGGUAGGAUUUUUCCAUUUCCCUUUGUUUUGUGCUGUUUUACAAUAAACUGACAUUUUCAAG